Molecule: messenger RNA, 4207 nt
Organism: Caenorhabditis auriculariae
Lineage: Eukaryota; Metazoa; Nematoda; Chromadorea; Rhabditida; Rhabditidae
Source: the annotation of a GenBank genome assembly
AUGUCUUCUUCCCUCACGUCACCUACUCCUUCUGUUAAAACUGAUUCAAGCGUUACUGAUUCGCCGCCACAGCAAAAAGAAGUUCCUUUUUGUGCUUAUUUGUCGAUUUCGCCCUGAUUUUUCGUUUUUAGGGCCUAACUUUGUUUAUGGCGCUUUUUAAGAUGGCGAAUUGCAACGCUGUUGUGGAGGCCCAACGAGCCUUUUUCCGUACCGGCGAGACCAAGUCGGUCAAGUUCCGGAAGCAACAGCUUCAGACGUUGAAAAAGUUCGUCGAAGAGAACAGACAUGAGCUCAACGACGCCGUUUAUCGUGACUUGAGACGGGUGAGUCUGAAAGUUGAGAUAAAUUGAAAAGCAAAGAAUAUUUGGUCAAUACUCUAGAAGAAAUAAUGAGAAAGAGAAGUCAUACUGAGUUUGAAGUUUUAAAAUGAAAUUGAUGAUAAAUGCUUCAGGCUUGUGCAGAAAAUCGAAAAUUCAAUUUUUUCGAGUGAAAUUUGAAAAUCUUAUAGUAAAAUGGCUCAAAAGCUGGUCAAAAUUUUUUGAUACAAAAAUUAGAUUUGAAAAAGAACAUCCAUCUGAAGUAAUUCCUUUUCAGCGACACGAACAAACGGAGGGACUCGAAAUUGGAAUGGUCCUUCAAGAAAUCGAUUAUUUCCUUGCCAAUAUCGACGAGUGGAGCAAGCCGACAUAUGUAUAUUCCCGAAAGUCCUUUUGGAGUUGAUGUUUCAUUUCAAAGGUGCAAAAGACAGUUGUGACGAUGAUGGACAAGCCUUUGGUGGUCAAAGAUCCGAAAGGAGUCGUCCUGAUCGUUUCGCCUUGGAAUUAUCCAGUUUCCAUGAUUCUGCUCCCCUUGAUUCCGGCUAUCGCUGCAGGUGCGAGUUUGGUAGAAGAGCUUUCAAGAUUGAACUGAAAGUUGAAAAAUGUAAUUCUUUUACAAAUAUUCGAAAAAGAAAGUGAAGGAAUCGAAAAAUCAUGAAACGAAAGAAUAAUUUUAAAGUUAUAUUGAAAUUUAGAAGGAAGCAUCUGAGUAAUAGCUUCCUAAAAAAAUCAAUGACAUUCCGUUUAAAAAAAGGAAACUGAACAAUUUUUCCGAGUGUAGAGAAAAAGCUCCGAGGAGUUUUCACGUAGUUAGACAAGCACUGGAAAAAAAGUUAUUCUAAUUUUUUUAGAGGAAAUUUUAUCCAAUUGAAUGAAAAAUUCCAGGAAACACGGUCGUCAUCAAGCCGUCAGAAGUUUCCGCCAACACUGCCGCUACCUUCGAAAAGCUCCUCCCGAAGUAUUUCGAAGCGGUAAUCGGACUUCCUAGUCUUAGACUUCUGAACGAGAAAUUCAGAAGUACCUGAACGUCGUGACCGGAGGCGUCAGCGAGACGACGGAGCUUCUGAAAGAAAGAUUCGACCACAUCCUGUACACUGGCUGUCCUCCAGUCGCCAAGAUCAUCAUGACCGCCGCCGCCAAGCACCUCACCCCCGUUACUUUGGAACUCGGAGGAAAAUGGUAAGACUCAAUUUGAUGUCUUCGUCGCCUCUCACCCACAAGGAAGAUUGUUUAACGUAGCGAUUAUGAUUUUCUGAAAAUAGGCCAGACUUUGUUUUCCCCGGUCUCACAAUAUUUUUUGAUAAAAAUGAGUUCCUAGUCUCAGAAUCAGUGCUGCUGACGGGGCGCCCCGCCCCGUUGGGUAGAUAAGUAAAAAUGAAGUUUAAGUGAGAAAAUCUGCAGAGUAACGACUAAUAAAUAAAUAUAUUGGUCGAAGAAAAUGAAAAUUCAUUCAUAUCAUUGAGUAACUGUGGGGAAAUCUUCUAACAGUGUGACCGCUUCGCGGGGCGGGGCGCCCCGGUCUGGUCAGCAGCUCUGCUCAUAAUGACCCUACUAAACGGGUUUUAAUCAUUUUUCUUGACUUACAAUUGACCGUUCUUGGAAACUGGCAAAUAGAGCAGAUUUAGUUUUCUACCUUAUUUUUCUGCUACAUUAAAAUGACCGAUUGUCAAAAAUCUCUCACAAAAAAAGUCCUUUCGCCAGAAUUCGAAAAAGUCUGACUUUUCUGCGUCUCUUUUCUCUCACCAGCGAGUUCGUUUGAAGAGGAAAAAUUACGUAAACAUGAAAGCGUAGAGUAAUCAGACUGUUAAAAGAUGUGUCGAAAAAAUAGACUUUUCUGCGCCCUCUUUGUCUAUCGACGACCCUCUCAAGAUGACGGGUGGGUUUCAUGUUUCUCUGAUUUCACCGGUGAGGGAACAGAGAGAAGCAGACACUCUAAAACUAUCCAGUCGCAGCAGGCGGACUUUAUAGAUGCCUUAAUGAAUAAGAAACUUCCGGCUUUUGACUUAUCUUUUUUCACUUGAAAACUGUUCUUAUCACGAUAUUUCAGCCCUGUGGUCGUUGAAGACGACGCUGAUAUUGAUCUGACGGCUCGAAGAAUCGCCUGGGGCAAAUGGACCAACUGCGGACAGACUUGCCUCGCUCCAGACUACGUUAUCUGCAACGCCGCUGUCAAGUCCAAGGUCUCAUACUCCAACAAAACAUUUUGCUGGAAAGAUCCAUUUGCAGCUCCUCGAUUCGUUCCGCAAGUACCUCAAGGAGUUCUACGGAGAGGACAUCAAGGCCAGCAAGGACUACUCCAGAAUCAUCAACGAGCGUCAUUUCGAGUGCGUACAAGUGCACUUUUUGUUUUUGAAGUCCCUGGGAAAAUUAUCAUAUUUACCUCGAAUGAGGAACAUGAUUUGAAAAACAAAAAUGGUGAAAUGAGAAGUAAUUGCGUGAGAAAUAAGGAAAAAAAGAGUGAAUCAGGGUCAGAAAUCUAAAUUUUCUUGGGAGACUACAUAUUUUGUGUUACCAAGGAUACACAAAAAAAAACUUUAAGUAGAAUGUUUUCAAGGAGGCGAUUCAACAAUCUCAAUUUGAGAGCAGAUUAAAAGAUUAGAAUGUUAAGGUAAUAAAAAAAACUUAAAAAUAAAAAUAAAAGGAACUUUGUUUUUGGCUUGUUUUUUUUUCAAGUAAGGAAAAUUACUCACGUCAGAAAUUUUGCAACUAGUUCUCUUUCUUUCAACUUUAGAGAAAAAAAAAUCACUCAGGUUAGUAGAUCAGCCGAAUUUCAGCCGUCUUUCGGCUCUUCUUGACAAAACCGAAGGCGCCGUGCUUUUCUCCGGCGGAGAACGCGACCGAAAUGACCUUUUCCUGCCGCCAGUCAUCCUUGACGUCAAGGCUUCGGAUCCGUUCAUGCACGACGAGGUGAUGAUCAAAUUCAGCAAAAAAAAGGGUCAAAUGAAGAUUUUCUGUUUUCACGAAAUAUUGCUAACUUCGUGAAAAGCUGACCUGAACGUAUUCUGCAAAAGAAAGGGCAGCAAAAACUUAAGGAUUUAUAUAAGGAACUAAUCUCCCCUUUGUAACAGAUCUUCGGACCUGUCCUCCCCGUCCUGACCGUCAAGGACCUGAGCGAGGCUCUGCAGUACAUUGACGCCGGCGAAAAGCCUCUGGCCGCCUAUAUCUUCACUCGCAACGAGUCCAAAGUCAACCGACUUCUGCGGGAAACCAGCAGCGGCGGCAUCACUGUCAACGACGUUUUGAUGCAUCUUACUGGUUAGAUCCGAAUCGCAGUGAAAUCAAAUGUUUCCGGCCUUUUCUAGUCGAUACACUGCCUUUCGGUGGCGUUGGAAACUCCGGAAUGGGCAGGUACCGUGGUAAGUUCGGCUUCGACACGUUCACCCACGAGAAGUCGGUCCUUCAACGUGGAUUUCUCGGCGAAUCUCUUAUCUCGUGAGUUUGACUUCUUUUUCAGAAACCUAAAGGAUUUUGUGACGAGAAAAAAAGCGAAUUGCAUAUUUUUUCAGAGCUCGGUAUCCGCCAUCAACACCUGAAAAGCUGGCGAUGUUGCGUCGAUUGACAGGCCGCCGAAUUGGCCUCGGAUGGUUCGGCUGCCUUUCCGUUCCGGUAAUUGUUGCCUCAGUCGUGUUUGGCAUGAUCCUACAGGCAAGUUUUUCUGUGCUGAUGCGAAUUUAACCUAACUAAUCUCAUAAAAGGGAAUUUCGAGAUAGUCUAACUUAAAAAAACCGUUCCAAAAUGUUGUUUAGUUGCAUGUCCCAACGCUUUUAGUUCCAAACUAACCGCUUUUAACGCAGACGAAAAUUGCCUCUAGAAUCGCUUGCUUGACACUAACUCAAAUCGAAUCACUUUUGAUUAUUAAUUUUUUUCAGUUUCUUUCUUCUCGCCUUUAA